Messenger RNA from Parascedosporium putredinis, 519 nucleotides. The record is from the annotation of a GenBank genome assembly. NCBI's taxonomy places the organism in Eukaryota, Fungi, Ascomycota, Sordariomycetes, Microascales, Microascaceae.
AUGGCGACACCGGCCUCCACUACCUCCGACGGGGAGAAGAAGAACCUCGAGCAGAUCAGCUUCCGCUUCUGCUCCGAAUGCUCCAACAUGUUGUACCCCAAGGAGGAUCCCGAGAGCCGCCGGCUGCUCUUCACCUGCCGCACCUGCCAGUAUACCGAAGAGGCCCAGUCGUCGUGCGUCUUCCGCAACAUCAUGAACAACGCCGCGAGCGAGACGGCCGGUGUGACGCAGGAUGUCGGAUCCGACCCUACCGUAAGUCCCCUGGAGAACACCCUGUGCCUCAUGUGCGGUCGUCCUUUGCUCUGUGGUCGGCACAGGGCCGAGGCGGAGGAGGAGGCGGAAUUGGAGGGCUACGACGACGACAUGGCCAUGUCGAAUAGCGUGUUUUUGCUCGAGCAGCUCGCGCUUGAAGACGAGGAGGAGCCGGAUGACUGGGAGCCGGACACGACGGGCUCCGCGGCCGACGAGACCGAAGCCGGUAGCACGCGUGGUGCCAAGGGCGAUGCUGGUCGGGACUAG